Loxodonta africana (African savanna elephant) is the source of this 1216-nucleotide messenger RNA. RefSeq names its product CMRF35-like molecule 5. Gene Ontology annotation, molecular function: transmembrane signaling receptor activity. The record is from RefSeq and is a predicted model, not a curated record. Gene Ontology annotation, cellular component: plasma membrane. Lineage: Eukaryota; Metazoa; Chordata; Mammalia; Proboscidea; Elephantidae.
UCUUCUGUUAUUUCCUCCCCACUAGAUCAGCAUAUAAAGGAGCCCUGGUGGUUCAAAGGUUAAGCGCUAGGCUGCUGGCUGAAAUGUCAGCAAUUGGAACCCACCCACCCAGUGGCUCUGUGGGAGAGAUCUGGUGACCUGCUCGCAUAAAGAUUGCAGCCUAGAAAACCCUAUGGGGCAGUUCUACUCUGUCACAUGGGGUUGUUAUGAGUUGGAAUCAACUCAGUGGCAGCUAACAACAAAAGGCCAGUAGAGCACAAGGUGCUUGGAAAAGGACGUCCCUUGAAAUAUAAAGAUUAUAUUGGCCGUAGGGCAGGGAGAGCAGUGAAUUACAGAAAGCUGUUAUUGCUCAGUGUCAACAUUUUUAUUUCUUUUGAAAUCUGUAGUGAUGCUCUUCAGAGGCUUAAAUGAGGGCUUUGACCAGUGGAAUUUUGAAGGACAAAAGGUCUGUCUUGUGGAAGACGUAUUUCAUCCUUGACUGUCAUUCAGUUCAUCAGGCGUUUAGAUUUGGGAGCUAUUCCCACUGCAGGAAGCUGUGGCCCUCCCCUCAGGGUGGGAGGUGACUGGUACAUGGAUUUGUGCUUUCCAGGCUGCUCCGCCAUAUCGGGUCCAAAAGCAGUGAGUGGCCCAAAGAGAGGCUCAUUGACUGUGCGGUGUAGUUAUGGCCCAGGAUGGGAGACCUACUACAAGUGGUGGUGUCGAGGAGCUGUUUGGAAUAGCUGCAAAAUCCUUGUUAAAACCACUGGGUCAGAGAAAGAGGUGAAGAAGGAUGCCGUGUCCAUCAGGGACAGUCAGAAAAACCGCAUAUUCCUUGUGACCAUGGAGAAUCUCAGGGAAGACGAUGCAGGCUUUUACUGGUGUGGGAUUGAGAAACCAGGAACUGACCUUGGAGUCCAGGUUAAAGUGUCAAUUGGCCCAGGCCAGGGCACUGCCUUCUCCCCAGGCUCAGAGCCAUGUGCAGGACUGGAUGGGUCAGCAGGCAGAGUGGUAUGUAAUCUGGUCUGUGUACCAAGCACAAAGUGCUUGCGGAACACCACCACCUCUACCAACACCCCAUUUACAGCGCCAGAAGACACCACAGCCUUCCGCACUAUGACCAGCCAGCGCUCCAAAGUCUGGUAAGCCAUCUCAAAUCCUGCUGUUCCCUAUGACCCACUUGGCCUAAACUGCUCCAAUGGGGGAACACUUCAUUGUCCCAGAUUCUAGCUGGAUGUUG